Messenger RNA from Monoraphidium neglectum, 447 nucleotides. RefSeq lists its product as hypothetical. The annotation marks the transcript as partial. Lineage: Eukaryota; Viridiplantae; Chlorophyta; Chlorophyceae; Sphaeropleales; Selenastraceae. The record is from RefSeq and is a predicted model, not a curated record. The transcript has a single exon.
AUGCGCGUUGUAGAGCGCGUGCUGCAGCAGCACAACUGGCUGCUGCGCCGCUGCUUUGGCGGCUGCGGCGGCGAUGCAGCGGCGCUCGGUGGCACUGCUGCAGCCGACUGCCGCUUGGCACAAGCUUGCUUGCCAGUGCGGCAAGCCUACCACAGCGGGAGGUCGGCAGGAGUGUGGUUGGCACGCACGACUGAGCACUACUCAUCUUUGUCAACCAGCUGCAGUUUUGCCAGCAGCGCGCAGGCUGGCGCGACGCCCAGGGCUCCAGAUCGCGAAGACAGCCGGAGCAGCCGUCAGGCUGACGGCGGGGGCAGCAGCUCGGCAGUCGGCUUCGCAAAGGGCAGCAGCGGCGGCGGAGACGCCCUCAUGGGGGGCGGCGGGCGCGAAUUGAGGCUGGAGCGGCUGCAGCGCGCGGCCCCGGCGGACGACCUGCUGCGCGGCAUAAAG